Cyphellophora europaea CBS 101466 is the source of this 2061-nucleotide messenger RNA. RefSeq lists its product as uncharacterized. The record is from RefSeq and is a predicted model, not a curated record. The transcript has 2 exons. Gene Ontology annotation, biological process: intracellular signal transduction; protein phosphorylation. Lineage: Eukaryota; Fungi; Ascomycota; Eurotiomycetes; Chaetothyriales; Cyphellophoraceae. Gene Ontology annotation, cellular component: cytoplasm. Bases 1 to 2061 code for a protein of 686 amino acids. Gene Ontology annotation, molecular function: protein serine/threonine kinase activity; ATP binding.
AUGCCAGAACCCCAGCGUCCGGGCCCGUUGCAGGACCUCUCCAAUUACAAUCAGGCUGCCAACCCACCAGACGCCUCCGAGGCGAAUCCGCGUCUGGACCCUCAGCUCUUAAACGAGAACUCGAUGCAUGACGACUUCGACGGCCACGUCCUCUUGACUCCGCCGCCCCAGCCUGACUACACGAAUCCUCUUGAUAAGAUGACGGUGACAACAUCCCCAGUCACAAUAUCAGGUGUGCCCCAGCAGGCGCAUGACGAAAGUGGUUCGGGGGCGUGGGAACGUGACGGCCGUCACGAAGAUCCAUCUUCUACCGCCGCUAUCCAGGAACCAGUGUCGCUGCUCAAUGGUCUGCAUAUCCGCACCGAUGUUGGCCCAAUGCGCCGCCUGAAUUCAGAUCAGUCCAUCAGUUCCGAAUACCGGCUGCGCUCGAGCGCCUCGGCUGCAAGUCUGCCACGUCGCGCUCCUAGUGUGAGGGCGGCACUUCAUUCAACUGCUGGAUCGCUGUCUCCUGGGUCGGUCAUAUCUUCCCCGCAGAUUGCAGCUAUGCUGGACAUUACUCCUCUGCCAUCCCCGACCAUGAGUGCCUUUGAGACUUGGAAGCACGUUUCUAGGACGAGAUCGCGGAAUUCUUCGAUUUCCUCCAGAUCUGAUCUUCCCCCCUCACUUUUCCCGCCCCUGUCUUCACCUCCAACAUCUCCGCGAAAGAAGCAGUAUUCAGGCUUGACGCAGGGUUCUGCACGGUCAUCAUUGGAUGAGACAGAAAGGAACCGAAGUAUUAGUGACUACAUCCCGGACACUUUGGCCAUUCCAAAGCCUCGAAACAUUGCGGUGUCCGGCUCCGGUCCCAUCGAGGAUCCUGUCACAGCACAAUCAGCCCUCCAGCGGGAGGAGUACCUCGGCGAGACCAGAGGCAUAGUCACGCCCGUCGCCGAAGCCGGACAGCUUCCAAUUAGGAAUGAUGCCACUCACGAAGAAGAGCCGGCGCCCAAGCGACAGAAGCGAGAGAUUUUCAAAGCCACCAGUAUCCACAACGGUCAACCACGGAUGUACGAAGGUCUCCGGGAGUUGGGCAAGGGCACUUUCAGCAAAGUCUAUCUGGCAGUACGCAAAGUGCAUGACCGCAAAGACACUCUUGACUACAACCAGGACAGCGUCAACAUGGCCGGCGUCCGAGCACGUUCACGACGACUGGUAGCUAUCAAAGUGGUCGAACACGGUCCAGCCGGUGGCGCCGAUGCCGAACGAAUCGAGACUUCGUUGAAAAGGGAAGUGGAACUACUCAAAGCGGUACAACAUCCGUGUCUCGUCCAUCUCAAGGCGUUUGGAACGGAUGGCGCCCAGCGCGCAUUGCUUGUGAUGAAUUACUGCCCGGGAGGUGAUCUAUUCGACGUGGCGAGCACCAAGCUUGAAGUGCUGACUCCGUCGUUGGUGAGAAGAAUCUUCGCUGAGUUGGUCUCGGCCACUCGGUAUCUCCACCAGAAAUUUAUUGUUCACCGUGACAUCAAGCUUGAGAAUGUGCUUCUGAACAUUCCUAUUCAAGUGCACCCUGAUGUGCCAGACUGGCAAACACUGGAUCGGGCUGUCAUUACGUUGACUGAUUUAGGACUGUCGAGACGCAUCCCAGAGCCACCCGAGAGCCCCUUGCUCACGACUCGGUGUGGUAGCGAGGACUACGCGGCGCCGGAGAUCCUGAUGGGCCAGCCGUACGAUGGGCGCCAAACAGAUGCGUGGGCGUUGGGGGUUCUCCUGUACGCAUUGAUGGAAGGCAGACUUCCUUUUGACCCUCUCCCAGGUGCGCGAGGCGACCCAGCCACUCUACGAUCACGUACGCCUCACCGUGUCGCUCGGUGCGAAUGGGCAUGGGUCCGCUACGGAGACGAAGACGGCGAUUGGGAUCCGGUCAAGGGGAAGGAGCUCGAGGGUGGCUAUAAAUGCGUUGACGGUCUGCUCAGGCGCAGCGCUCGACGUAAGCCUCUAGAAGAGAUACGGCAGAUGCCAUGGGUCACGGAGGGUGUCCGGAUCGAUGGUGGGUUGAGAUGGGUCGAGGAGGAGGCCAUGUAA